Myzus persicae (green peach aphid) is the source of this 4753-nucleotide messenger RNA. Its product is annotated as protein mahjong-like. Lineage: Eukaryota; Metazoa; Arthropoda; Insecta; Hemiptera; Aphididae. Gene Ontology annotation, molecular function: protein binding. The coding region runs from base 208 to 4419 and encodes 1403 amino acids. The record is from RefSeq and is a predicted model, not a curated record. Gene Ontology annotation, cellular component: nucleus; Cul4-RING E3 ubiquitin ligase complex. Gene Ontology annotation, biological process: protein ubiquitination. The transcript has 27 exons.
GGUGUUGCUAGUCGUUUCUGGUUGUUAGUCUUAGUUUAUUGCUUGUUGUUGUGCUUGCGGUGUCGGCGGAACCGACUAAAGAAGAACCGUGUGCGUUUCUUAUGUUACCGUCGGCUGCAUCCCGAGCCACGAGUAGUCAUUAUUAAGGGUUGAACGUCGUCCCGCCACAGUGGUCGCUCGGUGUUUUAGUUACCGUAGAUUAGAGCUAUGGAGCAGUCCGUCAGCGAGCUGACCAACUUGCUCCGGAGAUGGGAAGAAGAAAUGCCGACCCCUAACUACAACCCUAUACCGACGUUGAUCAAAUUAUGUGAAUUAUUUGAAGCAGAAUCAAAAAAUUAUCUUAAAAAAGAUCCAGAUCCUUUUGAUGAUCGUCAUCCAUCUCGAAUAGAUCCUACCUGUGUAUUGGGUCAGAUGUAUAAGAUUCUGUUUCGCAAAGAUUCUCUAAUGAAUAAGUUAGUAAUGGAUUAUUUAAAAGAACAUCAUUGGCCAAGACGGACUAAGGAUAACCACGAUUUAAAUGUUGCUGCAUGCAGGCUUAUAAUGAACCUCAUACCCGGUUUAGAAACUACUGUUGUUUUUGAAAGUCCUGCAAAUGAUCAACUUAUUCAAAGGCUUUUCACUUGGGCAGAAAAUAAUAAUGAACCAUUGCAAACUUAUGCAACAGGAUUAUUGGCAUCUUGUAUGGAGUUGACAGAUAUUGCUGCUAAUUUCAAAGAAGAUAAUAAUAAGCUCGUGCCAAUUAUAUUGGAUCGUCUACAUUCAUAUUAUACUCAGUUUUGUGAAGAAAAUGAAAUCAAUCAAUGCACACAGCCAUGUAAAAAUGUCAGUAGUGAUCAGCUCAGUGAAGAUGUAGGUGCUCCAUCUCCAAAAAAAAAAAAAAGAGAAGAAAAUGGUAUUUGUAGUGAUAGUAAUUCAUCUUCUACUGAGUCUAAUGCAAGCAACUGGAUACAAAUCUAUCCACCCACUUUGACAACUAAAUUAGUUUACUGUCUCAAAUAUUUAGUACCAACUGGGGAAUAUCAAGAAUUUUUAAGCCAUGCUUAUGAGAAAAAUGCACUCAACUUAGUUAUGAAAAUAAUCAAUUCUUCAGAAAAACAAAAUGGUUAUUUAACAUUUGAAGCAUUAAAAUACUUGGCUGCACUAUUAUGCCAUAAAAAAUUUGCUACCGAAUUUAUUGGUUCACAAGGAUUACAAAAAUUACUUCUAAUUCCCAAACCUAGUAUUCCAUCCACCGGUGUUUCAAUUUGCUUUUAUUAUUUGUCAUAUUGCGAGGAAGCAAUGGAAAGGAUUUGUCUUUUACCCGAACAUGUCCUUGUUGAUCUUGUAAAGUAUGCACUUUGGAUGUUGGAAUGUUCUCAUGAUUCUAGUAGAUGUCACGCAACUAUGUUCUUCAGUUAUAGUUUUCAUUUUAGAGUUAUUCAAGAAAUAUUUGAUAACCAUGAUGGACUACGUAAGCUGGUUAAUGUGGUUAGUACAUUGCCUAUUCUUUCAUCUGAAGAUCCAGCAUAUAGUUCAUUAACUGAAGAUGCUGAAUGUUCUGCAAGACAAAUUAUUCGUCAUGUCUGUGCUGGUUUGAAACAUUAUUUUGAAGCACAUUUACAUAUAAAAGCUCAGCAAAUACGUAGAGCAAAAAUGAGAGAUUCUGGUCUGUUAAUUUCAUCAACAAUGGUUCAUAAUUUUUUCACAGUACCUGGUUAUAAAUCUACAAAAAAAUCUCGAGCUGAAGUCCAAGAAGAAAUAGAGCUAUUAUCAAAUGCUGUGUCCCUGAAGAGCCAUUGGACACCGAUUGAUCAAUUGCUUAAAUUGGGUGGCUUAGGUUUAUUAUUGCAAAUCAUCAGUUUGGCCCAUGAAUGGAAUUUUUCCGGAAGGCACGAAUGUGAAAUGAUUAAAAAUGCUCUAGAAGUAUUAAACAUAUGUGCUGUACUACCAAAAGUUCAAUUGGCAUUAUGUGAAGUACCAUCGCCUAAAAUUCCUGUAGAUAAUCAAAAUGACACCUCUACAAACGAAGAAGACCCACAAGCUGAAAACGACAAUGUUGGAUUAAAUAUUAUUAUAAAAGCAGCAGAAGGUGAUCUUUUGGACGCUGAUAUUCAAAAAGCCGCACUCUCUGUCAUUAUAACUUGUGUUUGUGCACCAAUACAUAGGGAAAGUGGAAGUAUAGCAUACUAUUCAUCAUAUGGAUCAGCUAAAAAACGAACACCUAAGACUUAUGAUGAUGCUGUGAUAGAAAAAAUUUGGGAUUGUAUCAGAAAUAAUAAUGGAAUCAUGGUUUUACUUACUUUAAUGACUAUUAAAACACCAAUUACGGAUGUUGACGCUAUACGAGGAUUAGCAAGUCGUGCUUUAGCUGGAUUGGCUCGCAGUGAAUCAGUUCGACAAAUUAUUAGCAAAUUACCUUUAUUUACUAGUGGCCAAUUACAAAGUUUGAUGAAAAAUCCUGUGUUGCAAGAAAAACGUCAAGAACAUGUAACAUUUCAAAAAUAUGCUCUAGAGUUAAUAGAAUUAGUUUCAGGGAAAAAAAAAAGUAAUGGAGCUGAAAUAGAAGCAUCAUUGGCAAAUAUAAAUCGAGCAAAUGUUGUUGCACAAACUAAAAUUCAUUUCAAUGAACAACAAUUGCUCCUUUUAAUGCAUCAACAUUUAGUGGCAAAAGGUUUGUCCACAACUGCAGAAUCAUUAGUUCAAGAGGCUAAUCUUAAUAUAGCUGAGAAAAAGUCUAUACCAUUUACAUAUAUUUCCCAUUGCCGUAAUCGGUCAAUUGGAGGAGGAAUAUCCCCAAUAAGUUCUAGACACUCGAUUCAGAACCAAAAAUCUGAGUUAGCCAAUUCGUCAAAUGGUCCUUUAGGUGCUGGAUUUAGUGCCAGAAUAAAUUCAACCCCAAUACGUUUGAAUGUCAAUAGACGAUUAGAAAAUCGUCCAAAACCAGAGCCAGAGCUAGAACUUGUGUCACCUAUGUCUAAGUCAGUUCAUAAAAAAAUUGACCAAGAUUUAACAUUACCUACUGAUAAUAAUACUAACUCAAAAGUUAGUUUAGAAUCUAUUGUUACAGAAUACUUAACCAAUCAACAUGCUUCAUGCAAGCAUCCUAUGGUUACAUGUCCUCAAUUCAACUUAUUUGUUCCACACAAAUGUCCUGAUCCUAAGCCAAGGAGCUCAAUGUGUACAAACUUUGCUAUGCGAUAUUCCAAAAACAUACAUUCUAGAAAACUAGACCAAAGACUCAUACACAGUCGUUUUUGUCCAACUCGCAAUUUCCACAUGGAUGAUGAGGAAGCAUACUUCACUUGUUGUGAAUUUUUGAGCCAAAAUCGUGUUGCUAUUGGGACAUACAACGGUGAAAUUAAAGUAUUCAAUUUAUUUACUUCUCAAGAAGAAUUAUCAUUAUCAGCCCACGAUUCAUAUAUUAUAGACUUACAGUGCAGUAAUAAUGAAAAGCUGUUGUUAUCAUCUGCUUCUUGGCGAUCUCCUUUGACAUCUCUUUGGUCUAUAACUGAAAAUGAAAUCAAUAUUAAAUAUUCUUUGGACCAUGAAGAAUACUGCACUUUUAGCAAUUAUGACCAAAGCAAAAUACUUGGAACUAAAGCUGAAAUAGCAACAAUAUAUGAUUUAGAAACCAGUAAAAGAAUAAUAUCAUUAGUUCCAAGACAUUCUAAUCAGUACAGUAGAAAUCGAGCAACAUUUGAUGCUACAAAUGAAUUAGUGUUAUCAGAUGGUGUAUUAUGGGAUGCCAACGCUGGAAAAGAAAUCCACAAGUUUGAUAAAUUAAAUCAAUGUGUGAGUGGAAUUUUCCAUCCAAAUGGACUUGAGAUUAUAUCAAAUACAGAAGUCUGGGAUAUGCGCACAUUCCAGUUGUUGCGUACAGUGUCAAGUCUUGAUCAAUGUGAUGUGACAUUCUCUAAAUCAGGAGAAGGAAUGUAUUUGUAUGUGAUUGAUCAAGAAAUUGAAAAUGAUUCCUCUUACCAAACUUCAUUUAAAACUUUAGAUCCUAAUGACUACUCAAAUAUAGCUACUAUUGAUGUUAAAAAAUUCAUAUAUCAUAUGGCUUGCAAUAGUUCUGAUACUCAGAUAGCUAUUGUUGAAAAUCAAGGAAUGUUUGAAAAUAUCGAUGAGUCAAUUGUACGAAUAUAUGAUGUUGGUAGAUCUAGAAACGAAGAUGAAGCUGUUGAAGAAGAAGACGAUGAAGAAGUUGAUUCUGAAGGUUCAGGGUCAGAAGAUGAAGACAUGUCUUUGUUUCCAUCAUAUUUGGAAGAAAUGAUAGCUGGAGGGAUGGCAGCAGGUGGGAUGAAUGAUCAUUUUUCAAGUGGUAGCAGUAGCAGCAGCAGCUUUGAGAGUGGUGGAAGUUCUCCUGGGUCACUUACUCCAUUAUCUGAUUCAAGUUAUGAUGCUGGCGAAAAUUCAGACCCAGAAAACGUAGGUGCUUGAUUAUUAUUAAAUGUAAUAUAUUUUUAUUGUUUUAAUUUAAAGAGUGAUAUAAUAUGUAAUAAGAAAUUACUUCUGAAAUACAUAAAAUUUACAAUUACCAAAUUAUUAUGCUGUUCAGUUUUAUAUUUCUGUGAUUGAAAAUAAUGUUUUCUAUUAUAUGUGUUAUUGUACUAUUAUGUUUGUAUGUAUGAUAAUAUGAUAAAAUAGUUGUAAAAGAACUUUUUGAAGACUUACUGAACGCUUAUUGGGAGUAAUAUUCUAUAGUUUGUUGUUGACAAUACAAUUUGUGUACAUAAAUGUCAAUUAUACCGUAAUAUAUCAUUAUUUCAUAAUA